This is a messenger RNA of Corapipo altera (White-ruffed manakin), 5595 nucleotides long. RefSeq names its product synaptotagmin like 3 (gene SYTL3). The transcript has 17 exons. Lineage: Eukaryota; Metazoa; Chordata; Aves; Passeriformes; Pipridae. Gene Ontology annotation, cellular component: plasma membrane; exocytic vesicle. Gene Ontology annotation, molecular function: small GTPase binding; neurexin family protein binding. The record is from RefSeq and is a predicted model, not a curated record. The coding region runs from base 2782 to 4638 and encodes 618 amino acids. Gene Ontology annotation, biological process: exocytosis; intracellular protein transport.
AAACAUCCCAAAGCCUGGGGCUGAGAAACAGGGAGGUCGCUUGUCACGGCUGUGUUUUUCAUACGGAUAACUUACCUUUUGUGUUCAGUGAUGCAAGAGGUCCCUCCCUGGAAUUUCCUUUCCUCCUUUCCUCUUUCCCUGGGAGAGGAGAUGGGUCUGCACCUUGUUUCUGGAAACAGACCUUCAAAACAAGGCCUUCAUUUCAGAAAAAUGAAUUCAUGUAUGCCAAGGAACUGCAAAAAAAUGCCCAAACAUACAGAAAAACUCUCCCUGUCAUUAUCUCAACUCAUGAGCCCUUCAUUAUAUUUUCUCUCCCCUGUCCAGAUGUGGAGGAGAGUAACAGAGCAGCUUUGGUAGACACUAUGUCCAGCCAAGGUCAACCCACCACAGAAGAAUAUCUGAUUUCUUACAAUUCUAAGCAGAUCACAUUUUUUUUAGCACACAGAGUAAGAAUCAGGACAAUGAAAUUAAAGGGCACACUUGUCACAGUUUAUGGAUUCCAUGUGUGUGCAGUGUUUACAGAUUGUCCAAAUUACUGAUGCUAUCAGCCUCUUAGAGCUGCUCUAAGCAGUGGAAGAUGCUGUUCAGGCUCAGAAUGGCCUGGAUGAACUGCAGAAAUGGUCUGGAUGAAGGAAGAAAUAACUUACUGGGUGUGAGUGCAAAGGGCUAUAGUGAGGCAGGAAUACCCAGCUCUACAAUUACAGACAGGGCAGGGUCAGCUCACUCAGUAUAUGUUCAUAGACAAUAGAGUAGGGGGUUGUUUAGGUACAAUUUAUCUCAAUUUGUCAUAAGGUCCUGUGGAAAAAAAAAAAAAGAUGCCAUCCUGGGACAUCUAAACAGACACAUAGCCUGCAGGAUGUGGGAAGCAGCAUUCCUGUUACCCUCUCUAUAGUAAGGCUGCAGAAGGAAUACUGUGUCCAGUUUUGGGCAUUGUAUCAAGAAGGCUGUUGGAGCUACAGCCCCAUUAAUGGGGCCUCAGCUGCCCUAAUCAGUUUUGACCUUGUCUCCAACCCUGUGUCAGGCCCUGCCUCCUGUUCCUCCUGAAGAAGGAGACCCUGACCAGUCACCCCACUUUGGGGCUCUGUGGGCACCCUGCAGGCAGCACCAGCUCUGCCCAUCUUACAGGGAUACUGUGGGACUGUGGCUGGCUACUGAGCACACCCUCAGCCUCGCUCCAAGCCUUGUGCUGGAAGAAGAGACAGAAACAUGAGGGCUAUGGAAAGGCUGAAUAAGUGGUGCUUGUUUGAACAAAAGCACAAAAGGCUAUAAUUUGGUUACAUUCUUAGCAUCUAUAAAAUACUGUGACAGUUUUCCACAUCCAGGGAUGUGGAGAAGGAAAAAUACAGUGAGUUACAUGUGUGGCAAUUAAGGCUUUGUUGAAACAUUAGGGGAAAGCUGGUGGUAGGGGUAAUGCUCCUCAGCCUGGAUUUGGCAUGCUAUUAUUAUGUUGCUGUGGGUAGCUAGAAUCCUCAGGUUGGUUCUGGUCUUUCAUUCAGUUAAACUUUUUACUGAAGUUAAGGCCCAAAUUAACCAAAUAUGAUGCAUAUAUGCAUAGUUCUGUGCCCCACUAACGGUUGCUUUCCUUCCAUGAUACAGCUGAAGAAGGUGAUUAAACUUGACAAACACAGGUGGGAAUGUUUGAACCCAUUUAACUUCAUGAGAUUAUACAAAUGCAGGCUCUUAAACUUUGCCAUGUGAGUAGAAUUGCUGUGCUUUGUUUAAUUUUAACUAGAAAUAAGGAAUCUUAAAAUACCUGAAACACUAAGAGUGCUUCUGUGUUGUAAAUACAGUUUGUUAGAGCCAAGAACAAGAAAGGAGAUUGUCCUGUAAGAAUAGCCUCUUUUGUUUGCCAGACUUUGAAAUAAUUGGGAUGUAAUUUUGAACUUCCUUACCCACACUUAGUUCUGUAAUACACUGAAUUGGGAUAUCCAAUCCAAAUAAUAUUUUAACUUUCAAUUGUUACCUGAGAUCAGAUUUCCAACUGUGAGGUAAAAUAACUUUCUUCUUUUUGCAGGUGCAUAAAAAUGAAUUGUUUUGAAUUUUUAUCUAUUCUAAUUGCUCUUUUAUAGAGACCUAAAUAGAAAACUACUUUUGUUUCCAGGAAAGAACUGCUUAUGAUACAAAGUUACAAGUUUUCUGUGCAAGUCAGGGAGCCAUUGAGCUGUUCUGGAGAUGCUUCUCUGAACAUACAUCAGUAAUAUCAGUGCCCAAAGGAAGGAAAGGGAGUGGAGAACUGACACCAGUUUUCUUUAAGAAAAGAUAAUUAAACAAUAAGAGUGCUAUUCAUCUUUUAAAAGCAGUUUACUUCCAUGUGUCUUUCUUUGGGGGCUGCUGAAAAGGUCCAGAAAUCCCAUAUCUACAAAACCAAAUAAAAAACCUCAAACGAGUCCCCUCACUCCUUUACACCAUUUCUUGACAUAUUGUCCCUCCAUCUGGAGGCAGUUAAAGCCCUGUCUGGGACAUUGCUGCAAGCUCUCAUCUCUUUUGGAACUACUUUCAGUGGGAAAAAAAAUAAGAAAAGAACAGGAAGUUUAAGGACAUGAAAAAGUCAAGAUUGCUGUGACCUUGAUAACUGUUCAUAUUCCCUGGUUUGCAGAGACAUCUAAGUGAUGGUUUGUGUGAAGACAGACACAGUCAUUUUUCUCUUCAAGGGCAUGACACAGUGGAACACAUCACCAAUUGAGUAAGAGCACAGGCACUUAGUUAACACCCAGACCAUUGUUCUGGAUAUACUAGAACCCAUAGGAUAGGAGUCUACAGAACAAGUGAAAUUUGGAGAAAAUGGCCUGUGAAUUUAAUUUGAACUUCCUUAAGGAAUUGGAGCGAGAGGCUGUUUUGGAAGUCUUGUACCGUGAUGAGAUGGUGAGAAAAACAGAAGAGGAAAGAAUAAGGAAACUGAAACUGCAUCUACAGCAGCUUCGGUGGAAAGGGGCAAAAAAUGUAAGCCAUGAAUAUCAGGAGAGAUCUUGUGCUCGCUGUCAGAAAUCUCUCGGGUUGUUGCUGAACAGAGGGGCAGUAUGCAAUGGCUGCAGUCAUCGAGUAUGCUCUGAAUGCCGUGUCUGCCUGAAUCCCUGCCUUUGGAAAUGCACCAUUUGUUACGCUCAUGGAGAUGUUAAAGUAAAGGCUGGUGAAUGGUUCUUUGAGGAACGAGCAAAGAAAUAUCCAGGUGAAGGCAGACAUGAAACAGUUGGUGCAAAGCUCUUGAAAUCUUAUCAGAAACUGAGUAAAAUUUCUGUCGUACCUCCAACUCCACCUCCUUUCACAGAAUCAACAGCAGGAAUCAAUGUGAUGGUAAAUGAACUUGGAGAGUCUAAAAGGUUUAAUAAAUCUGUGGAAAACUUGUUUUUGUCUCUCACAACACACAUAAAAAAAAUCUCAAAGUCUCAGAAUGAUAUGACUGACAGAUGUGUCCUAACCACAGACUUUGGGAAGAAUGUGGAAAGAAGGUGGCAAAGAAGGAGCCAGUCUGACACUGCCAUCAACAUUACAAGCAAGAUGAAAAGUACACCCAGUCUGCAACAGCUCAUCACUGGGACCCAAAAUGACAGUGAAAUUCUGACAAAAAGUAGUUGCAAGGAGGAAGAAGACAUAACAACCAGUUCCACAAGUGAUACAGUUUUCUGUGAUGGCAGAAAACAUGGAAGUUUGUUUAGUCUUAACAGCACUUGCACUGAAUCUGGCAAUUUUGGCAAAGCUAAUGUCACAGGAGAAAUAGAGUUUGCCUUAAGAUACAUCUUCAGAGCUUACAUCUUGGAAAUUUGCAUCAGGGGAUGCAAGAACCUGGCUUACGGAGAAGAGAAGAAGAAAAAGUGUAACCCGUAUGUUAAGGUUUAUUUACUUCCUGAUAAAUCUCCUUGGAGUAAGCGAAAGACAGCUGUCAAAAAGAGCACAGUGGAUCCAGAGUUCAAUGAGACUUUGAAGUACAAGAUUGAAUACUCCCAGCUGCGAACUCGGCAACUUCAGAUCUCUGUGUGGCAUGCGGGAGCACUCAAAUACAGGGUGUUUUUGGGGGAAGUAGUGAUUCCACUGGCAGCAUGGAAUUUUGAAGAGGACUCAAUGCAGUUAUUUGACUGGUAUCAACUCAAACCCAAGCUUGAAAAGCCUGAAGAUGAUCUUACCCAGUACAGCGGUGAGCUCCUCUUGUCUGCAAGACUCUUGGUACCAGCCCAGUAUAAAAAUUUCCAGUUUGAAGGAAACAAAGACCAAGGAGUUCCCAACUGCCAGCUUCAGAUUAUGAUAUUUGGGGCUAAGAACUUGCCCAUGCUGAGACCUGCUGGAGUGUUGAAUUCCUUUGUUAAAGGUUGUCUUAUCCUUCCAAACCAAGCAGAGGUAAGGCAAAAGUCUCCUGUCCUGAAGAAAGAAGCCUAUCCUCAGUGGAAACACUUGUUUGUCUUUGAUGGUGUGACCCCAGCUCAGCUACAGCAAUCAUGUCUACACUUGACUGUCUGGGACAAGUCAACUUUCAGCUCAAGUGAUCGAUUCCUAGGAGGAGCCAAGCUCGGUACAAAGGAACUGUUUGGCUCUACAGACCUUGUUUCUCAGUCAGUGCUCCAAUGGCAAGAAGUGCUCUGCAACCCAAACGUGUGGAUGGACUUUACACUUGUACUGCAUUCAAAUAAGGAAAACUUUAAAUCAUGAGAAAUUAUCACACAACUUUUCCUUCCCCAUUUGUGAUAUUUUAAACUUCCCCAGACUUCGGGUCUGGGGAAAGGUAUGAUGCAAAUGCAUCCACUCUGGCUUUUGGGGAAUAGACUUAUGUAUUUGAAAGUGUGUGACAUUCUGAAUGUUUUAUUUCUUAAAAAGUAAAGGCUUUAACUUGUGUCUCUAGUUGGAGUAUAAGGUUAAUACUGUUUCUUCAGGAGUUACAGUCUCAGUUUGAGGUGCAUUAUGCUGACAAAGUAACAGUAGCCAGACAAUACGCAGUUUUCCAUUUCUGGGCAUAGCCAAACUCUCAUUGUUUAGUCACAGCUAGGAAUACUUCUCAGAGAAAAUAACUGUUACAGGAGGAAAGUUAUGUGCUUUCACUCUGAGGUUAAUGUUUUAUACACAGAACUGAAAACUAGCUUAUCUUUGCUUGCUGCAAAGGGGAGAUGCUAAUAAGUCUGCUUCAGAAUUAUCUACACUGCCACUAUUAUUUCACAUGCCACUAAAAAGCAUUGGCCUGUAGCCACAUCUCUCUAAUGUGUGCUGCAUCAUGAGGCUUAGAAAGUUAAGGUACAAAUUCUCCCUCAGUAGGAGUAUGGGACAACAGCUGAUAGACUAAGUGUGGGUGUAAUAAGUUCCUUCUCAUCUGUCGCUGUAAGACAGCUUUAACACGUCUGAUCCAUAGGGCGUACAGCACGUGACAAGAAUUUAGCUCACUUUAUCAUUUAUUCAUGUGUGCUGGUGGAAAUGCAAGCUUAGGUCAAACUACUGUGGCAAUUUGCCUUGUCUCGGAUGUAGUGUUACAGUCAGCAGAAACUUCAUAUAUACAACUGUAACUAGUGCUGCUGUGUUAUACUUUUGUUACUGCAAGUAACUGACCUUUAUAGGUCAGUGUGGCUUUUAAGGAUUUACGAUUUAAAGACACAAGGACUAACAGGCUAAGCUGAGGAA